AUGUCUGCCAAGGAGAUGACUUUGGGAAGAAGCAUGAGAUCUGAAUGGCGAAAAUGUGUUUCAGAAAACAUCAAAAAGCUCACAACUCGGUUUCAGGAUAUAAAAAGCGAUACAGAGAGGCUAGAUGUUUGCAGAGAUAUUUUGAGACAACAUCCAGUCUUUUGCGAUAUUGUCAAAAGGCUGAAAUCGGACAUCAAGGCAAAUUUCAGCUCCAAAUGUGAACAGGUGAAUGAAUUUAAUCCAUUUGAACGGCCUAAGUCACAACAAAGAAACGAAAAUGACUUGCCAAGCUUGACUAAUGGCAAACACGCAAAGAUAUCAAAUGGGUCUGCACUUAUCGAGCUUCAUUGUAGCCCAACUCAAGGACGUUACUUGGAGUCAAAGGGAUUGAUCAAAGCUGGUGAUGUGUUGAUCUUGGAAAGACCUUUUGCUGUUGUCCCAGCUCUUGACAAUGAGACCGGGCAUUGUUCACAUUGUUUUGAACCAUUGCCAGAUGAUUUCAUUAAUUGCAUAUCUCCUGCCAUGGUCUUACCUAAAAUCAAAUAUUGUACCAUCAUGUGCCAGCAAGAAGCUUGGCAGUUAUACCACAAAUAUGAGUGUUCACUAGGACCUCUUUUAGAGAUGCUGGAAAUAUCAUCUCAUUUGGCACUACGAUUGCUCCUGGUGACUGGACCGCAGAAAUUGCUUGAUUUCAUUCAGAGAGAAAAGAAAGAUGGUUAUGGAGGGUGUUCAGAACCUUUGUGUCCAGAGAAUAUACCAGGCUGUACCACAGAUGGUUUUUAUACAGGCGACUAUAGUUGUGUUCACAGCCUUGUUACCAACACAGAACGCCAGCCAACUGCAGCACUGGUCUCCUUUGCAUUGGAUGCGGCUUUGAUAACCGAGGUCGCUUACGACCAUUUCUAUGGUGAAACACCACAAUCUCCAGCAACCUCACCACCCACAGACACCAAUGGUACAACGCCUGGGAUCACGGAGGAUAUCAUGGGAUGCUUGUUACUGCACCAUAUCCAACAAAUGCCAUGCAAUAUUCACGCUGUGACUGCCAUAGUGCCUGUCAAUGGACGAGACGGUGUGUGGUCUAAGGAACAACGGAGGAUAGCAGCUGCUUUAUAUCCAACGGCGUCCCUCAUGAACCACGCUUGUGACCCAGAUGUCAUCGUGAGUUUUAUAGGAAGCACUCUGGUCGUUCGUGCGACCCACAUCAUCCAACCAGGAGAGGAAAUAGCGCAUUGUUAUGGACCCAGCGCGAGUAGAUUCACCCGAGAAGUCAGACAAAGUCUUCUUCAAAAGCAGUAUUUCUUCACGUGCAACUGUUCCGCUUGUAAAAGUGAUAAAGAUUUGGAGGAACGAUAUGUCUAUGAAGCCUCUUUCAUCUGCCCGAAAUGCUCCAGUGUGGUUGCGGUCAGCGGGGAAAACGAGCUGAAUCCUGGGAAAUGUCAAAACCCAAAAUGCGGAUUGAUGAAAGACUUCUCCUUUGAAAUAGAAGUUGUCAAAAACGCUCAAAAACUGUUUGGAACAGCAAUGGCAAUCCUUGAGCAAGGACAGUCGAAGAAAUGUUUGGAGGUGCUAAAUGAAUGCUUAAAAAAACGGCAAAAUGUUUUGCAGAAAUAUGAUAAGAAUGUUGCUGAAACUCACGAUGCGUUGGCAAGGUGCCAUGCCUCACUCGGAGACUUUCGACAAGCGGCGUUUCACUGCGACCAGAGCACGGAGUCCGUACGAAGACGCUUCGGAGCGGAAAGCGUCGAGUACGCCCACGAACUGCAUAAAUUUGCGCAGCUGUUAUUCAACGGACGGCAAACGAACAAGGCUUUGACCGUGAUUGAAACUGGAAUACGAUUACUGAGUAUACAUUACGGACCGAAGUACACGGACGUCCAGGAACUGCAGAAUAUGAAGAAAACUUUGAAAACUUUUAUGAGAGGUAAAACUUAGCUUGUUUUUAUACAAGAUCUUGGCUUAAAUGGAUCUGAACUUUUCAAUAUAUUAUAUUCAUGAAUAGUCCGCUAUAUGGAUUGACUAUAAAAUUUCCAUCCGUGUAACGGGUUAGCCACCUUACGUCAAAAGAGAAAGUGACCUCAGACAGUGACGGAUUUUAUUAUAUGACUAGAAUAGUUCAUCGGUCCAUCAACUGAAAUCAAGCAUUCUGAUUGGUUACUGAGCGGUCGGUAACCAACAGUACGGACCGGCCAGGUUCGGCGAGAAUUUUUUAGUUGGGAAUUUUAAUCGUUUUUAGUCAUAUAAUAAAUAGUUUAUUUACUCGCCUAAAGGCUCGGUCCAUACAAGCGAAAAAAUAACUCGACCAGUAUCCUCCUGUACGGACCGAACAAGCUCAGUCAAUAACAUAUAUGUAUAGAAAAGUAACCUUUGCUAUCCAUCCCUGUCUUGGGUGAUUUGCGCGCCGGGAAACCAGCAUAACACUGGAUGAAUUGCAAAACAUGAAAACUAUAUUUAAAGAAGAAUAUAUAGCAUUUUAUUUUUUUUUGCAUUCUUAUUACAAAAUAUUCUACUUAACACUGACUAGACACUUAUUUGAGAUAAUGCAUAUCUGGAAUUUGCU
This is a messenger RNA of Dendronephthya gigantea, 2560 nucleotides long. Its product is annotated as SET and MYND domain-containing protein 4-like. Gene Ontology annotation, molecular function: protein binding. Bases 1 to 1935 code for a protein of 644 amino acids. The transcript is spliced from 13 exons. The record is from RefSeq and is a predicted model, not a curated record. NCBI's taxonomy places the organism in Eukaryota, Metazoa, Cnidaria, Anthozoa, Malacalcyonacea, Nephtheidae.